UUCUUUUCUCAAUAUCAAUAUGUUUAUCUCACUUGAUUUUUGAGCCAUGGCUCUCCUAUUUAUUGUCUACCAAACCUGCUUCUAAUAAAAACAAUAAUUUUUCUGAUUAAUUAAUACUUUAGCCGUCUGGUCUCUCUAUGUCAGUUGGCGAACAGGAACGAGGAUGAAGAAGAGUGUAGAAUCUCUUAAAGAAGAAGAUCUCAGUGGGAAGAGGGUGUUGGUAAGAGUUGAUAUGAAUGUCCCAAUGGAUCGCAAUGGCAAUAUCACAGAUGACACCAGAAUCCGAGAUGCUAUUCCUACCAUUAAGUAUUUGAUUGAACACCGUGCUCGUGUCAUUCUCAUGGCUCGUCUUGGUUUACCAGUUGGUGACAUUAAAAAUUACAGCUUGAAGUCACUUGUUCCAAGGCUGUCAGAGCUAUUGGGAUUCCAGGUCAUGAUGGCAAAUGAUUGCAUUGGUGCAGAAGUUGAGAAUUUAGUUAAUGCAUUACCAGAGGGAGGAGUUCUGCUGCUGGAAAAUUUGAGAUUAUAUAAAGAAGAGAUUUUCAAUGAUAAGAACUUUGCAAGUAAGUUGGCGUAUCCUGCAGAUUUGUAUGUCAAUGAAGCCUUUGGGACUUCGCACCGGUCAUACGCUUCCACAGAAGGGGUUGCUAGUCUCUUGAAACCAGCUGUUGCUGGAUUACUCAUGCGAAAGGAACUUGACUAUUUUGUUGGAGUUCUAGAAGACCCACCGAAGCCAUUCCUUGCCAUUGUUGGUGGUUCAAAACUAUCAACUAAGAGUCUUUUGAUAAAGUCACUUAUGGAUAAAAAGGUCGACACUUUAUUACUUGGUGGAGGCAUUAUCUUUACUUUGUUACGCGCCAAAGGGCGCUGUGUUGGGUCCUCACUUGUGGAAAGACACGAGCUCAACGAGGCGAAAUCAAUUAUGGCCUACGCAAGUGCAAAAAAUGUACGUCUAUUGUUUCCUCUUGAUGUAAUGAUGGCAGAUAAGCAUGGUGCUGAGGCCAUGACCAAGGUUGUUCGAGUAACUAAAAUUCCCAAUGAUGACUGGAUGGGUUUGGAUAUUGGACCCGAAGCUAUCAAGAUCUAUAGCGAAACUCUAGAUGCCGCGAAAACUAUCUUCUGGAAUGGACCUAUGGGAGUGUACGAGUAUGACAAAUUUGCUGCUGGAACAAAGGCUAUUGCAGAAAAGCUGGCAGAACUUACUGAAAAGGGAGUAACAACAAUCAUAGCUGGUGGUGAUUCUGUUGCGGCUGUGAAGAAGUUUGGCCUUGCGGACAAGAUGAGCCUCAUUUCGACAGGAAGGGGUGCCAGUUUAGAGCUUCUGAAGGGGAAACAGCUUCCUGGGCUGGUUUACCUUGAUGCUGAGGAGUAG
Messenger RNA from Lycium ferocissimum, 1372 nucleotides. Its product is annotated as phosphoglycerate kinase, cytosolic-like. Lineage: Eukaryota; Viridiplantae; Streptophyta; Magnoliopsida; Solanales; Solanaceae. Gene Ontology annotation, biological process: gluconeogenesis; glycolytic process. The coding region runs from base 164 to 1372 and encodes 402 amino acids. Gene Ontology annotation, molecular function: ADP binding; phosphoglycerate kinase activity; ATP binding. The transcript is spliced from 6 exons. Gene Ontology annotation, cellular component: cytosol. The record is from RefSeq and is a predicted model, not a curated record.